AAGUCUUCCCCUGCUCUCUUCGUCUACGGUCUAGACCCACACGACCUGCAAAACCAACCUCACUCUCUCUCUUUCUCUUUCUCUUUCUCUCGCACUUAACUCAGAGCUCGAUUUGGCCGUCAAUGGCGGCCUCGGAGACCUCAAACGGAACCGCCUUAAGAUACGCUUUCGGAAAUGUUCUCUCCUUCUUCAUCCUCCUCCUGAUCGGCGUUCUCGCAUUCUCGAUCCGACUUUUCUCCGUUAUAAAGUACGAGAGUGUUAUUCACGAGUUUGAUCCUUAUUUCAAUUAUAGAGUCACUCAGUACCUGACAAAGAAUGGAAUAUAUGACUUUUGGAACUGGUUUGACGAUCGGACUUGGUAUCCUCUUGGUCGUGUUAUUGGCGGAACUGUUUACCCCGGAUUGACAUUGACCGCAGGCACCUUAUAUUGGAUUUUGAAUUCGUUGAACAUUCCUCUGUCUGUGGAGACUGUGUGUGUAUUUACUGCACCUAUAUUUUCUGCUUUUGCGUCAUGGGCUACUUAUCUUCUGACUAAGGAAGUUAAGGGUGCUGGUGCUGGACUGACAGCAGCGGUUCUUUUGGCCAUGGUUCCAUCAUAUAUAUCCCGAUCUGUGGCUGGCAGCUAUGACAAUGAAGCCGUAGCUAUAUUUGCCUUGAUCUUCACCUUUUUCCUUUAUAUAAAGACAUUGAAUACAGGAUCCCUCUUCUAUGCCACUUUAAAUGCCAUAGCAUACUUUUACAUGGUUUGCUCUUGGGGAGGAUACACCUUUAUUAUUAACCUUAUACCGAUGCACGUUCUUCUGUGCAUUGUAACUGGUCGCUAUUCUUCUCGACUGUACAUUGCAUAUGCCCCCCUUGUUGUCUUGGGAACGUUGUUAGCUUCAUUGGUGCCUGUUGUUGGAUUCAAUGCAGUCUUGACAUCAGAACAUUUUGGAUCAUUUUUGGUUUUCAUUAUUAUCCAUGUGGUGGCUCUUGUGUAUUAUAUCAAAGGGAUUCUCUCUCCAAAAAUGUUCAAAGUUGCUGUUACCCUUGUUGUAUCUAUUGGCCUGGUAGUGUGUUGUGCUGUGAUAGCAGUACUUGUAGCACUGGUAGCUUCAAGUCCGACAAAGGGAUGGAGUGGACGAAGUUUGAGUCUGCUUGAUCCAACAUAUGCAAGCAAGUACAUUCCAAUUAUUGCUAGUGUUAGUGAGCAUCAACCUCCUACUUGGCCUUCUUAUUUUAUGGACAUUAAUGUCUUGGCAUUCUUGGUUCCUGCUGGCAUUAUUGCAUGCUUCUCGCCCCUGUCUGAUGCAAGCUCCUUUGUGAUCCUUUAUAUUGUGACAUCAGUUUAUUUUUCUGGAGUCAUGGUGCGGCUUAUGCUUGUACUUGCUCCAGCAGCAUGCAUCAUGUCUGGGAUUGCUCUCUCAGCAUCUUUUGAUGUUUUUACACGAUCAAUCAAAUUUCAGUUACCUGGAGUAAAAGGAAAUUCCCAAGUUGAUGCAGGGGAUACUAGUUCUGAAGGUGUUGUAGCGCAAAAUGAGGUUGCAAAGACUGACAAAAAUGAAGAGGCAUUGAAGGAACGACCCUCAAAAAAGAAUAGGAAGAAGGAAAAGGAGCAUGUGGAAAAGCCUUCUGUUAAGGCCCAAAUUAAGAAGAGGCUACUGGUUUUACCUUUUGAGGCAUCUAUCAUUGCCAUUCUCUUGCUAAUAUUGCUGGGUGCCUUCUAUGUGGUUCACUCUGUCUGGGCGGCUGCUGAAGCUUAUUCUGCUCCUUCUAUUGUUCUAACAUCUUAUUCGCAUGAUGGUCUUCAUGUUUUUGAUGAUUUUCGAGAGGCUUAUUCAUGGUUGAGCCAUAACACUGAGGUGGAUGACAAAGUUGCAUCUUGGUGGGACUAUGGGUACCAAACUACUGCUAUGGCUAAUCGUACUGUCAUUGUUGACAAUAAUACCUGGAAUAACACACAUAUUGCAACUGUUGGUACUGCCAUGUCUUCUCCUGAGAAGGCAGCUUGGGAAAUUUUUGACUCCUUAGAUGUGAAAUAUGUUCUUGUUGUCUUUGGAGGUCUUGUUGGCUACCCGAGUGAUGAUAUCAAUAAGUUCCUGUGGAUGGUUCGAAUAGGAGGCGGUGUAUUUCCUCAUAUCAAGGAACCUGAUUACCUUAGAGAUGGUCAGUAUCGGAUUGAUUCUCAGGCCACUCCAACCAUGCUUAAUUGCCUCAUGUAUAAACUCUCAUAUUACAGAUUUGUGGAGACAGAUGGUAAAGCCUUUGAUAGGGUCAGGCGAACAGAAAUUGGAAAGAAACAUUUCAAACUCACCCAUUUUGAAGAGGUAUUCACAACUCAUCAUUGGAUGGUUCGCAUAUACAAACUGAAACCUCAGAAGAACAGGAUCCGGGGAAAGGCCAAGAAAUCAAGAUCGAAAGCAAGCUCAACAACUAGCACGAAACGAAGCGAAACACAAAGGAAGAAUCCUUGGCACUGAAGAUCUCAUUUAUCUUAUCUGAUAGGCAUUUUCUAAAUUCAGUUACUGUAGUUGAUAAAUGUAUGUCGGAGCCGAUGGAGAAGGAUUGAGCUGUCAUGGUUAGUACUAUUACAGAAAUGCAAAUGACCGGUCAAGGAUUUUGCAGCCUCAUAUAUCCUGUAAUUUCUCAUCUUUAACAUUCGGGUGGAGCAGAUGGAAGAGAACAAUUUUGCAUUAGUUGUUUGAGCAUGGCGCUUAGUGAUACAUUUUUAUUUUUCCCUCUUUUUGAGAAUGCUUAGUGAUAUAUUUGAGCUUGUGGCUUUUGUGGCCCAUUAAAGGACGGUUUCUUUUUA
Molecule: messenger RNA, 2791 nt
Organism: Quercus robur (English oak)
Lineage: Eukaryota; Viridiplantae; Streptophyta; Magnoliopsida; Fagales; Fagaceae
Product: dolichyl-diphosphooligosaccharide--protein glycosyltransferase subunit STT3A
Exons: 23
Coding region: 123-2459 (778 amino acids)
Cellular component (GO): membrane
Molecular function (GO): oligosaccharyl transferase activity
Source: RefSeq, a predicted model, not a curated record